Molecule: messenger RNA, 1042 nt
Organism: Papilio machaon (common yellow swallowtail)
Lineage: Eukaryota; Metazoa; Arthropoda; Insecta; Lepidoptera; Papilionidae
Product: S-formylglutathione hydrolase
Exons: 5
Coding region: 72-971 (299 amino acids)
Biological process (GO): formaldehyde catabolic process
Cellular component (GO): cytosol
Molecular function (GO): S-formylglutathione hydrolase activity
Source: RefSeq, a predicted model, not a curated record
ACCGUAAUAUCACAUUAUUGUUUCAUUUUAUUACCAGCUCUCGUGCAGUUAAGUCGAUUAUUUAAGAAAAUAUGCUACAAGAUCUGGAUAUACGAAAUAAAUUAAGGAUGGAUUCCUUGGAAUUAGUUUCAUCAAACAAAAUUUUUGGCGGAUUACAAAAAGUAUACACUCAUGAAUCUGCUGAAUUAAAAUGUAAAAUGAACUUUUCUAUUUAUUUACCACCACAAGCUGAGGGAGGGGAUGUGAAAUUGCCUGUUAUCUUUUACUUGUCUGGCCUCACCUGCACUGAACAGAAUUUUAUUACCAAGUCUGGCUUCCAAAGAUAUGCAGCUGAGCAUGGCAUUAUUGUGGUUGGACCGGACACUUCUCCUAGAGGAGUUAAAAUCCCUGGUGAUGAUGAAUCAUGGGAUUUUGGUGUUUCUGCUGGAUUUUAUCUGGAUGCAACUAAGGAGCCAUGGUCAAAUAACUACAGAAUGGGUAGUUACUUGAACAAAGAGCUGUAUGAUUUGAUACUAAAAGCUUUUGAUAAUGUAGUUGAUCCUGGCAGGAUUGGAAUUAUGGGACACAGCAUGGGAGGUCAUGGUGCCCUUGUAUCCACUUUACGAAACCCAGGGCUGUACAAGUCAGUUAGUGCUUUUGCACCCAUCUGCAACCCCACUGCCUGUCCUUGGGGAGUUAAAGCCUUUACUGGAUAUCUUGGAGAUGAUGAGAACAAGUGGAAGGAGUGGGAUGCCACUGAGUUGGUUAAGAAAUAUGAGGGACCACCACUAACUCUGUUUUUGGAUCAGGGCGCAGCUGAUAAGUUUUACAUUGAAAAGCAAUUACUGCCUGAAAACUUGGUAAAGGCUUGCAGGUCUGUAGAAGUCCCUGUCAUCCUGAAUUUGCGUGAAGGCUAUGAUCACUCCUACUACUAUAUAUCUACCUACAUCGGUGAACAUUUUGAUUUCCAUGCUAAAAUCUUAAAAGCUUAAUUGUUCUAAUUUGCAAUCAUUUUUAUUGCAUUUUUUUAAAUGUGGCAUUUCCGUUUUAUUUACUCAUUUGU